CUAUAAAAGAAGAACAAUAAACCAACCUCAAGGAGAGAGAAUGCCAAAGUCUUAAUAGAAAGGAAGUGACAUUAAUGCAGUGCUCAACUACCAUUUUAAUGGACAAGAAGUAGUUUCCCACUCUCAUACACAAACAAGAAAGGAAGUUGUUCUUUCUUUAUAUGUGGCUUAUCUCUCACAAAAUCCUAGGGUUUGUUUCCUUGCUGUCAGAUCUAAACUCGAUCCACUCAAAAUGUGGAACUCGGCCGAGAAUGCGUUUGCCAGAACGCCUUCGUUUCGGGAGCAAGGAGAGGAUGAAGAAGCGCUCCGGUGGGCGGCUUUGGAGAGGCUGCCCACUUACGCCCGAGUUCGGAGAGGCAUAUUUAGGAAUGUCGUUGGGGAUCAUAGAGAAAUUGAUGUGAGUAAGCUUGAGGCUCAAGAACAGAGGCUUGUGCUGGAACGGCUAGUGAACGCUGUCGAUGAUGACCCCGAGCGGUUCUUUGAUCGGAUGCGGAAGCGAUUUGAAGCAGUAGAUUUGGAAUUCCCAAAGAUUGAAGUUCGAUUUCAGAAUCUAACAGUUGAUUCUUACGUACACGUUGGAAGUAGGGCACUUCCAACCAUUCCCAACUUUAUUUUCAACAUGACUGAGGCAUUUUUAAGACAGUUGCAUAUUUAUCGAGGAAACAGGAGCAAGCUAACAAUUUUAGAUAACAUUAGUGGGAUUAUUAGACCUUCCAGAUUAACAUUGUUAUUGGGUCCUCCAAGCUCUGGAAAGACGACACUGCUCUUGGCUCUUGCUGGACGUCUUGCAAGUAAUUUGCAGAUGUCAGGUAAAAUUACAUAUAACGGGCACAGUCUAAAUGAAUUUGUUGCUCCAAGGACAUCCGCUUAUGUCAGUCAACAGGAUUGGCAUGUGGCAGAAAUGACAGUUAGAGAAACUCUUGAGUUGGCUGGACGCUGUCAAGGUGUUGGGUUCAAAUUUGAUAUGCUUUUGGAACUGGCAAGAAGAGAGAAGAUUGCUGAGAUAAAACCUGAUGAAGAUCUUGAUAUAUUCAUGAAGUCAUUGGCUUUGGGGGGACAAGAGACUAGCCUCGUGGUGGAGUACAUAAUGAAGAUUUUAGGUUUGGACACAUGUGCUGACACGUUGGUGGGUGAUGAAAUGCUUAAAGGGAUCUCGGGGGGCCAGAAGAAGCGGCUCACAACAGGUGAAUUGCUAGUCGGUCCAGCUAGAGCACUGUUCAUGGAUGAAAUAUCUAAUGGACUUGACAGUUCAACCACUUAUCAAAUCAUCAAAUAUCUUAGGCAUUCAACUUGUGCCCUUGAUGCAACUACUGUAAUUUCUUUGCUGCAACCUGCUCCUGAGACUUACGAGCUGUUUGAUGAUGUCAUACUUUUGUGUGAGGGGCAGAUUGUGUACCAGGGACCCCGUGAUACUGUUCUUGAUUUCUUUUCCUGUAUGGGAUUUCGUUGUCCGCAGAGAAAGAAUGUGGCAGACUUCUUGCAAGAAGUUACUUCGAAGAAGGAUCAAGAGCAAUAUUGGUCUGCAAACCGCCCUUAUCGAUACAUCCCUCCAGGGAAGUUUGCUGAAGCCUUUCGUUCAUAUCAAACUGGUAGAAAUUUGUCUGAGGAGCUUGAAUUUCCUUUUGAUAAACGUUAUAAUCAUCCAGCAGCAUUAUCCACUUCUCAUUUCGGUAUUAAGCAAAGUGAACUCUUCAAGAUCAGCUUUAAUUGGCAGAAACUACUAAUGAAACGGAAUUCUUUUAUAUAUGUUUUUAAAUUUAUUCAGCUUCUUAUUGUUGCCUUGAUCACAAUGAGCGUGUUCUUCCGGACCACAAUGGAUCAUAAUACAAUAUAUGAUGGAGGCCUAUAUGUUGGGGCACUAUACUUUUCGAUGGUCAUUAUUCUUUUCAAUGGCUUUACAGAGGUUUCAAUGUUGGUAGCAAAGCUUCCAGUGCUUUACAAGCAUAGAGAUUUGCGCUUCUACCCAAGCUGGGCUUAUACGAUUCCUGCUUGGGUCCUUAGCAUACCAACUUCACUCAUGGAGUCUGGUCUCUGGGUAGCAGUUACAUAUUAUGUCAUUGGAUAUGAUCCUGAUAUUACUAGAUUUUUUCGUCAGUUCUUGUUAUAUUUCUUUCUGCACCAAAUGUCUAUAGCAUUAUUCCGUGUCAUUGGAUCCUUGGGGCGCAAUAUGAUAGUUGCUAACACAUUUGGAUCUUUCGCUAUGUUGGUUGUUAUGGCUCUUGGUGGAUACAUCAUUUCAAGAGAAUAUAUCCCGAGAUGGUGGAUAUGGGGUUUCUGGAUUUCUCCAUUGAUGUAUGCUCAAAAUGCAGCUUCAGUGAAUGAAUUUCUUGGGCAUUCUUGGGAUAAGAGAGCUGGGAAUGAUGCUAACUUUUCAUUAGGUGAGGCAUUACUGAGGGCACGGAGUUUGUUUCCAGAGAGCUACUGGUACUGGAUUGGUGUUGGUGCAUUGCUUGGAUAUACAAUUUUGCUCAAUGCUUUAUUUACCUUCUUCCUAGCUCACCUUAAUCCUUUGGGGAGGCAACAAGCAGUUGUAUCCAAGGAAGAGCUUCAAGAGAGAGAUAAGAGAAGGAAAGGUGAAAAUGUUGUUAUUGAAUUGAGAGAGUACUUACAGCAUUCAGGCUCAGUAAAUGGAAAAUACUUCAAGCAGAGAGGUAUGGCUCUUCCAUUUCAACCACUUUCCAUGACUUUCAGCAAUAUCAAUUACUUUGUGGAUGUCCCUGGGGAGUUGAAGCAACAAGGAGUCGUAGAAGACAGAUUGCAGUUAUUAGUUAAUGUCACUGGAGCAUUUAGGCCUGGUGUGCUAACAGCAUUAGUGGGAGUUAGUGGUGCAGGAAAAACCACACUUAUGGAUGUUUUAGCUGGUAGGAAAACUGGAGGGGUAAUAGACGGGAGUAUAUGUAUAUCUGGUUAUCCCAAAAAGCAAGAAACCUUUGCAAGAAUUUCUGGUUACUGUGAACAAAAUGAUAUCCACUCUCCCUGUUUGACUGUUCUUGAAUCUCUUCUUUUCUCUGCAUGGCUCCGGUUAUCAUCAGAAGUUGACAUGGAGACACAGCAGGCAUUUGUUGAGGAAGUGAUGGAACUUGUGGAGCUUACUCCUUUAAGUGGGGCAUUGAUUGGUCUACCUGGAGUAGAUGGUCUAUCAACAGAACAAAGAAAAAGAUUAACAAUUGCUGUUGAAUUGGUUGCAAACCCAUCUAUAGUAUUCAUGGAUGAGCCCACAUCAGGGUUGGAUGCUAGAGCUGCUGCCAUUGUAAUGAGGACUGUGAGAAAUAUUGUAAACACUGGGCGUACAAUUGUUUGCACAAUUCAUCAGCCCAGCAUUGACAUCUUUGAAUCCUUUGAUGAGCUUUUAUUUAUGAAGCGUGGAGGACAGCUAAUUUACGCUGGUCCACUUGGCUGCAGGUCUAGUGAGCUCAUCAAGUAUUUUGAGGCAGUUGAAGGGGUAACAAAAAUCAGGCCUGGAUAUAAUCCUGCUGCCUGGAUGCUUGAAGUUACUUCCCCAUCUGAAGAAAUCCGUCUGGGUGUGGAUUUUGCUGAAAUUUACAGAAAAUCUAAUCUGUUUCAGCGGAAUAGAGAUUUGGUUGAAAACCUGAGCAAGCCAAGUAGUAAUGCAAAAGAGUUGAACUUUCCAACCAAGUAUUCUCAGUCAUAUUUUGAACAAUUUUUAGCAUGUCUCUGGAAGCAAAAUCUAUCUUAUUGGAGAAAUCCGCAAUACACUGCAGUUCGCGUCUUCUACACUGUUGUAAUCUCAUUGAUGCUUGGAACAAUAUGUUGGAAAUUUGGAUCAAAAAGGGAAAAUGAGCAAGAAUUAUUCAAUGCUAUGGGAUCCAUGUAUGCUGCGGUACUGUUCAUUGGGAUUACCAAUGCAUCUGCUGUCCAGCCUGUUGUUUCUGUUGAAAGAUUUGUUUCAUAUCGAGAGAGAGUUGCAGGAAUGUACUCUGCUCUACCGUUUGCGUUUGCUCAGGUCGUUAUUGAGUUCCCCUAUGUAUUUGGACAGACAAUUAUUUACUGUGCAAUUUUCUACUCCAUGGCAUCAUUUGAAUGGACUGCUUUGAAAUUUGUUUGGUACAUAUUCUUCAUGUAUUUUACUAUGUUGUACUUCACCUUUUAUGGAAUGAUGACAACUGCCAUCACACCAAAUCAUAAUGUGGCUUCUAUCAUUGCGGCUCCAUUUUACAUGCUCUGGAACCUUUUCAGUGGCUUUAUGAUUCCUCACAAGAGAAUCCCUAUAUGGUGGAGAUGGUAUUACUGGGCAAACCCUAUAGCUUGGACUCUAUAUGGGCUCUUGACUUCACAGUAUGGAGAUGAUGACAAUCUGAUGAAGUUAUCGGACGGGGAUCCCUUACCAGUAAAGCAAGUACUCAGGGAAGUGCUUGGGUAUAAGCAUGAAUUCUUGAGUGUAUCAGGUGUAAUGGUGGUCUGCUUCUGUGUGCUUUUUGCAGUAAUAUUUGCUUUUGCAAUAAAAGCCUUCAAUUUCCAAAGGAGAUGAAAAGGUAGAUCAACAUAAAUUUUCUAGAGAUCAAUCAUUUGUUUAUCUGAAUUAGCCAGAAAUUCUUGUUUGUGUAAAACAAUAAUAUAUACAGUUUCAUACACAUUUGAUUGCUGUACUAUUUAUUUUAUAUGAAUUAUGUCUAAACUGUAAAGUAUAUUACCGCAGGCUUUGUAAGAAAUCGAUUGGCAUUUUUUUUUUUU
Messenger RNA from Jatropha curcas, 4692 nucleotides. RefSeq names its product pleiotropic drug resistance 4 (gene ABCG32). Gene Ontology annotation, molecular function: ATP binding; ABC-type transporter activity; ATP hydrolysis activity. Gene Ontology annotation, cellular component: membrane. The record is from RefSeq and is a predicted model, not a curated record. NCBI's taxonomy places the organism in Eukaryota, Viridiplantae, Streptophyta, Magnoliopsida, Malpighiales, Euphorbiaceae.